AUGACUCUUGGCUCAGGAGGAUCCAGCGUCGUCGUCCCUCGAAAUUUCCGGUUGCUGGAGGAGCUCGAAAGAGGGGAGAAGGGCAUUGGGGAUGGUACAGUAAGCUAUGGUAUGGAUGAUGGAGAUGAUAUCUACAUGAGAUCCUGGACUGGAACCAUCAUAGGCCCACACAAUUCUGUGCAUGAAGGGCGUAUAUAUCAGUUAAAACUGUUUUGCGACAAAGAUUACCCGGAGAAGCCUCCCAGUGUUCGAUUCCAUUCUCGAAUUAACAUGACCUGUGUAAACCAUGAAACUGGUGUGGUUGAACCGAAAAAAUUCGGACUUCUGGCGAACUGGCAGCGAGAGUACACAAUGGAAACCAUACUAACACAGCUCAAGAAAGAAAUGGCGGCCUCGCACAACCGUAAGCUCGUCCAGCCUCCGGAAGGAACUUAUUUCUAG
Molecule: messenger RNA, 441 nt
Organism: Striga hermonthica
Lineage: Eukaryota; Viridiplantae; Streptophyta; Magnoliopsida; Lamiales; Orobanchaceae
Source: the annotation of a GenBank genome assembly